CAGGCCAGCCCAAAUCCUCCUCUAACAAACUCUACAGUCACGCGUAUCGCGAAAACAGAGACAGCACACCACCCCAUAAUCAAAGCAAAGCAACAAAAAAAUGGCACCGUCCACACUGACGGCACUGGCGGAGGAGAAGACGCUGGACUCGAGCUUUGUCCGCGACGAGGACGAGCGUCCCAAGGUCGCCUACAACCAAUUCAGCAAUGAAAUUCCUGUGAUCUCUCUCGAAGGGAUCGACGAUGAAGGCAAGAGAUCGGAGAUCUGUAAGGAGAUUGUCGAAGCGUGUGAAGAUUGGGGGAUUUUCCAGGUGGUUGAUCAUGGUGUUGAUGCUAGUCUUGUGUCUGAUAUGACUCGUCUCGCUCGCGAUUUCUUUGCAUUGCCUCCUGAGGAAAAGCUUCGCUUUGAUAUGUCUGGUGGCAAGAAAGGAGGCUUCAUCGUUUCAAGCCAUUUACAGG
Camellia sinensis is the source of this 458-nucleotide messenger RNA. Lineage: Eukaryota; Viridiplantae; Streptophyta; Magnoliopsida; Ericales; Theaceae. The record is from RefSeq and is a predicted model, not a curated record.